Messenger RNA from Coregonus sp. 'balchen', 1473 nucleotides. NCBI's taxonomy places the organism in Eukaryota, Metazoa, Chordata, Actinopteri, Salmoniformes, Salmonidae. The record is from the annotation of a GenBank genome assembly.
AUGGAUGUGACUGAGCCAACAUGCAGCCAGAAGCGUUUUGGGGAAGUGAUCCGAAGCGUGAGCAUUUUCCUCAAAAGAAUCGGCUACGAUCCCACUGCUGUGCCAUUCGUUCCGAUCUCGGGCUGGACAGGGGAGAACAUGUUUGCCCUAUCUCAGAAUGUGAGUGGUUUUUGAUAGAAUUCAUCAUUUCAGCACAUUUAAUUUACAAAGAUGUAUUUGUCUUCAAUGCAUGAGCUUAACCCUCUUCUGCUGUGUAGAUGUCCUGGUUCAAAGGCUGGAAAGUCAGGAGACUGGAGGGGCAUGCAAACGGGAGAACUGGGAGGCUGCCCCUGCAGGAUGUCUACAAGAUCGGAGGUGAGUGGUGGCUCAAGAUGCCUACAGUACAUUUGUCACUUUCCCCAAAAACGGAGUAGUUGUACUCUCUUCCCUCUGUGCUGCAGGAGUGGGCACGGUUCCAGUGGGGAAGAUCGUGACUGGGAUUCUGAAGCCCGCUAUGAUCCUGUCGUUCUCCCCUGCCAAGCUUACUGCAGAGGUUAAGUCCAUUCAGAUGCACCACCAGGGUCUGGAGAUAGCCGGGCCGGGCCACAACGUGAGCUUCAACAUCAAGAACGUGGCUGUGAAGAACCUCUGCCGUGGAGAUGUGGCUGGCAACACCCAGCAUGACCCUCCCUCUGACGUCAACAGCUUCGUGGCACAGGUACGCAUAUGACCGUAUCACUAGCUGAACUUGGCAAAUAUAGCGUUGCAUGUGAUUGUCAUAUUACUUAGCGCUAUAUUGUCUGAAUGUAGAUACGUUGUCAAAUCAGACAAUCUUCCCUGGUAUAGGAUGUUAAUUUCUGUUCCCUACUAGCUGAGAACUUUGGACUAUGCUGUAGCCCAGUGCUGUGCUCAUUUAAUUAUUUACUUCCCACAGCUCAUAAUCCUGAACCAUCCUGGCAAAAAUCAAGACUGGCUACUCUCCUGUACUGGACUGCCACACCACCCACGUAACCUGCCGCUUUUCAGAGCUGAAGGAGAAGCUUGACUGUCGCACAGGGAAGAAGCUGGAGGACUUUCCCCAGACCCUGCAGUCUGGAGACGCUGCUACUGUCAAGAUGAUCCCCAACAGACCUCUCUGUGUGGAGAGCUUCUUCACCUACCUUCCUUUAGAUACACUACGCUUCUCGACAUCUUUUCAGGGUAACAUCACUGGCAGUGAGCUUGGAACUGGUAGCUUUUGCUGCAUAACAUUUUUCUAGAUCAAUGUUUUACUAGCACAUGGCUUUCCUUCAUGUACAUGUCUGAUCUUAACAAAUGGCUGCUUGUUCAACAGAUGCUCCCCAUCUAGACUAUGGCUGACUUUGGUAAUUGUAUCUGUUCCUUCCCUCAGGUCGGUUUGAAGCAAGGGACUUGAAGCAGACUGUUGCUGUGGGAGUCAUUAAGACAAAGGCUCAAAGAUGCAUGCACAGAAAUGCCGAGUCUCAAAAUGAAUAA